Molecule: messenger RNA, 2470 nt
Organism: Oncorhynchus masou masou (cherry salmon)
Lineage: Eukaryota; Metazoa; Chordata; Actinopteri; Salmoniformes; Salmonidae
Product: globoside alpha-1,3-N-acetylgalactosaminyltransferase 1-like
Exons: 7
Coding region: 125-1258 (377 amino acids)
Biological process (GO): carbohydrate metabolic process
Cellular component (GO): Golgi apparatus; vesicle; membrane
Molecular function (GO): hexosyltransferase activity
Source: RefSeq, a predicted model, not a curated record
UCCUCCCUUAUAAUAGGCUACACGAAAUACACACACACACAUUUUGCGUGUCACACCAGUUUAAACUGAUAUCAAACAUCUUUAACUUGGUCCCAAACCCUGACAAGGAUUGAUUUACUGAUGAAUGAUUUAUCCACUAUCAUACUUUUGGCCAGUAUUAAUAGGAUCAACUAAAUAUUUUCGUUACUCUAUUUCAGGAACAAUGCGUUUUAGCACAAACUUUAAGCCGUAUGUUCUGCUUCUCGUUGUUGGAAUCUUCUUGCUUCUUGGGUAUGUCUACUUCAGCUUCUUCUCUGAAAGGCUCAACCGAGAUAUCCCAGUUGAUGAGGACGUGAAGAGCAGCAGCCUGAGUAAGCCCAUGGUCAGGAGCAGAGUAUGGAACAUGGUCUCUCCAGAAAAGCUUUUGUACAAGCAGCCCAGUGUCUUGGUGGGACGUACUGAUGUGGUGACAGUGACCCCAUGGUUGGCAUCCAUCAUCUGGGAAGGCACCUUUGACCCUGUGCUCGUUGACAACAUCUACAAGCCCAUGAACCUCACCAUAGCAACCACAGUGUUUGCAGUUGGAAAAUAUGUCAGCUUUCUCCGAGAUUUUCUGGAGACAGCGGAGAUGCACUUCAUGGUCGGCUUCAACGUGCGCUACUAUGUUUUCACUGAUCGUCCCCAAGAUGUUCCUUCGGUGAACCUAACUCAGGGGAGACAUUUAAGUGUGAUCCAGGUCCCGGGUUCAAACCGCUGGCAGGAGAUAUCAGCCCGGAGGAUGGAGAUCAUCCAGACCACCAUUGAAAGUCAGAUCAGAAGGGAGGCCGACUACAUCUUCUGUCUUGACGUGGACAGCAAAUUCCACGCUCGCUGGGGGGCCGAGUCUCUUGGAAGACUGGUUGCUGUGAUACACCCAGGCUACUAUGCUCAGACCCGUGCCAAAUUCCCGUACGAACGGCGUCCAGCCUCGACGGCCUACAUCCCCAUGGAUGAGGGAGACUACUACUAUGGCGGGGCUAUGAUCGGAGGAUUCGUGGAGGAUGUGUACACACUUACAACGGUAUGUCGGAACCAGUUUGCGGUGGAUGCUGGGAAUUCCAUCGAGGCUGCCUGGCAGGAGGAGAGCCACCUCAACAGGUACCUGCUCUAUAACAAGCCCAGCAAGGUGUUGUCUCCCGAGUACCUGUGGCAGGACUUCAAGGCCAAAACCAAAGAGGUCAAAGUCAUUCGCUUUUCAGGGGUCAUUAAAAACUAUGCUGAAGUUCGUCCCAAUGUAUAAAAAGAGGAAGUGGAUAUUUGACCAGCAGAAAAAAACUAAAUUCAGUCUUAGCGGUAUAAAUUCAUUGUGGUUAUCGUUAUGUUUAGGUUUAGGAACAAGGGUUAGGUUAGGGUUACGUUCGGGUAUAAUUUUGUUGAGUUACGUUUGUGGGUUGCGGUUCGGGAAAGGCAAAAUAAUACAAAUAAUUUGGGGGAUACUGAAAUUUGACCUGUUACAUGCAAAAUGGGGAAAAGGUGAAGGAGUCUGAACACUUUCCAAAUGCACUGUAUUGAAAUGUUUGUUGAAGAUGAAAGGAGGAGCUUUAUUAUAUUUUUACCUUUAUUUAACUAGGCAAGUCAGUUAAGAACAAAUUCUUAUUUUCAAUGACAGCCUAGAAACAGUGGGUUAACUGCCUGUUCAGGGGAAGAACGACAGAUUUGUACCUUGUCAGCUCAGGGAUUUGAACUUGCAACCUUCCGGUUACUAGUUCAACACUUUAAACACUAGGCUACCCUGCCACCCCUAUCACAGUCACAAAUGAGAAGUUGUUUGAGUGAUUCAUAUUACAAACAUGUAGGACAUUGCAACAAAUGAGUCACACUUAAUCAGAAUAGUUUCUCAUCUUUGAGCUCCCCUGUAACAACGAUUAUGACCAACAAACACAUUUUUUAGUUGUGGAGACAUGCAGAAAUAGGGAAUACAUAUCAUCUAUAAAUUUGUAAGUCAGACAAGCCACUACAGUGGGCUGAAUUCCAUUUAAUGAUAAAAGGGCAAAAACUGCACAAAGAGCAAGGUGGUGCUGGCAGUCCUAUCCAGAAACGCUUGGAUAGGUACAAGCAAUAUUCCCUCUAAGCUGAGCACAGCUCCCCUCGGACUGCCAGCAGAAGAAAUAUCAACCUGCGGAGAGAAGCACUAGAUUGAACUCACUCAACUUUAUAGUUUUCCAUUUCAGUUACCACUAUCAACGCUUCACUCUACUGUGGGAAUGCUCGAAUCAACUAAAUAUUAGGCACUUUAAAUGUAAUAUAUCCUGAAACAAAACCAACUAUGCAAGACUUAGCAUGUAAAACUUUGGAGUAGGAUUCUAUUGCAUUGACAGGCAAGACGAAGGCCCAUUCUCUACACAGACUGGUGUGCCAUAACCAAUCAGAGCUGCAGUUGGCCUAUAUGCAUAUUGCCAUAUAUGGAUCUGUGCCAUUCAAUUUAAUAAACUGGACUGUGUUUAUAUCAUGA